GAAGUGGUUUCCAAAUUAUUACUAACGAUAUGAAAAUAUUAUUGCAAAUUUGUGUGCGUCAUUUUCAAUUCGCAAUCAUACAGCAUUACUAUCGAUGAUAUUUAGUAGAAAACACAGCGAACAGAACGACUACAGAGCGAAGCGAAGCCGGUUUUGGUGUAACGGGAUUCCGCGCGGAGUGAGAGCUCUUCGUCUGCGCGACGGAACAACAUGUAGCCUCUCGUCUUCGCUUCCCUAACCACUGAUGCCCUCCUCAGUGUUACAUGCUACACGUGAGAUAACAACACGUUACGGCACCGUGGAGGCCUUAGCAUGCGUCACUCCCGGACGACGUCAGCUUCUCUCGGUUAACGUUACCGCUCUCCGGCACAUUAGCAUUAGCUUAAUGCUAACAUCACGGUCUCUCUCGGCAUCCUCCGCACGCCGGUGACCCGACGGCGACGCGUCGCUCUCUCUGUAAGGUAGCUGAGAGAAGGAAUCCUCUUCUUCUGACAACAUGGCCCCGCACCCUGUGGUCCAAGCCGUCAUCGACCUCUCCGCGGGGGCCGUAGGGGGAGCUGCAUGUGUCUUUAGCGGGCAGCCUCUGGACACGGCGAAGGUCAAGAUGCAGACCUUUCCUAAUCUCUACCGGGGUUUUGUCCACUGCAUCUCAUCCACCUACAAGCAAGUGGGUCUGCGCGGCCUCUACCAGGGCACCACGCCGGCACUGAUGGCCAACAUCGCAGAGAACUCUGUGCUCUUCAUGAGCUACGGCUUCUGCCAGCAGGUGAUCCGCUUCACGGCCGGACUGCAUGCCGAGGCUGUGCUGAGUGACGUGCAGAAAGCGUGUGCCGGCUCCGUAGCCUCCAUAUUCUCUUCUCUGGUGCUGUGUCCCACCGAGCUGGUCAAGUGCCGGCUGCAAGCCAUGUACGAGAUGGAGUCAUCAGGCAAGAUCGCCAAGAGCCAGAAUACAGUGUGGUCCGUGGUGAAGUCCAUCAUGAGGAACGAGGGACCUCAGGGCUUCUUCCAAGGCCUGACCACCACCAUAGCCAGAGAAGUCCCUGGUUACUUCUGCUUCUUUGGUGCCUACGAGCUCUGCCGCACCACCUUCGCGGACUACUUGAAAUGCGACAAAGAGGACAUAGGUGUGGCUCCGAUCAUGCUCAGCGGAGGUUUCGGGGGGGCGUGUCUGUGGCUGGUCGUAUAUCCCUUUGACUGCGUCAAGUCCCGCAUCCAAGUCAUGUCCAUGACGGGCAAACAGGCCGGCUUCUUCAAAACCUUCACGGCCAUCGCUCGCACCGAAGGCGUGAGGGCACUCUACUCAGGUCUGGCCCCCACCAUGGUCCGCACCUUCCCCGCUAACGGAGCUCUGUUCCUGGGUUAUGAGGCCAGCCGCAAGCUCAUGAUGAACAAGUUUGACAGCUAAAAUUUGCACAGCUCAAAUGGUGGAUGGUGAAUUGGAAGGGAAGUAUCUUUGCCGUCAAAACUCCAGUUGAGGCUUUGUGUUUGCCAUUUGUCUAACAUAGCUACGCCGAUUUUAGAUUAGUUUGUUUUUAACUUCCUGUAAAUUCUAUGCCAACCCGGCAUAUAUAUGAGAAACGUAUAUGGGGAGCAUAGUAUUGAGCCAGCAACCCCCGCCCACCCCCCCCCCCCCCCUUCUCUUUGUGAGCAACUGUUAACACUCCAGUUUAAUAUUAGAUGUCUACCUCAACAAAGUUGAAUUCGCACAGAGCCCUCGCUCUCCUUCUGAAUUGCAAUCAUUCAUUACUUCCUCUGUUAGCUGAUAGACUCAAUCAGCACAGUGUGUGGUAUUCAUACGCAGAACUGGAUUAUAAUAUUCCUAACCAUGUUUUCUCAAGUCGCACUAACCGAGCGGGUCUUUCCGGAGAGGUGUUGUGAUCCUAGCGUCAGUGCGUAAAAAGUAAAGUGGCAUAUGCUGGUUACUUUGAGUUGCCCCACAAUAUGUUGUGAUGACUUGUGUUUGCAAUUAUCAAAUCAUUCGCAGGUAAUUAUUUGCCCCAGUUUUGGAUCAAGUCUCAGUUUGUUUCAGUAAUUUGGCAAAAAGAAAUGUUAUUAUUCUUUUUGCUUUCCGUUCACAUUGAGCAGCUUUACUCUUUCGACAGUCUUGUAAGACUUAAGUUUCAUCAGCCUGAAAAAAACAGAGCCAGCAAUAACUAAUAACUAAACACAGUGUUUUUGUCACUUUUUACACUCCUGAUUGUAUCCAUUCUUUUGAACCCAGUGUUUGCCUUUUUAAAUGACUUUAAAUGAAACUUUGCCUUUUUUUGUUGGGAAUACUGAGUUGUCCCGUACAAGACAAUGAGAACAUAUCAGCUGCCUCAUCAAAUGUGCCAUUUCAACUGCAUUCCUCGUGCAGUUUUUUUCCAGUAGUCAGUGCUUGUGCUAUUCUGACAGAUUUGAGUAAUGUAGGUUUUUAAAAUGCAACAGUGUAAUGUUUGUAUGCAUAUCUGUCCUGGUAUUCAUUGCGGUAUCACAACUUACAUUAAAGGUUUCAUGAAAGAAUAA
Pungitius pungitius (ninespine stickleback) is the source of this 2505-nucleotide messenger RNA. RefSeq names its product solute carrier family 25 member 15b (gene slc25a15b). The transcript is spliced from 7 exons. The record is from RefSeq and is a predicted model, not a curated record. Gene Ontology annotation, molecular function: L-ornithine transmembrane transporter activity. Bases 497 to 1405 code for a protein of 302 amino acids. Gene Ontology annotation, biological process: mitochondrial L-ornithine transmembrane transport. Gene Ontology annotation, cellular component: mitochondrion. Lineage: Eukaryota; Metazoa; Chordata; Actinopteri; Perciformes; Gasterosteidae.